This is a messenger RNA of Manis javanica (Malayan pangolin), 3481 nucleotides long. It is a transcript of the gene CLEC14A, whose product is annotated as C-type lectin domain containing 14A. Gene Ontology annotation, cellular component: external side of plasma membrane; extracellular matrix. The record is from RefSeq and is a predicted model, not a curated record. Lineage: Eukaryota; Metazoa; Chordata; Mammalia; Pholidota; Manidae. Gene Ontology annotation, biological process: cell migration. Gene Ontology annotation, molecular function: extracellular matrix protein binding; extracellular matrix binding.
GCGAAGGGAGAGGCUUCCAUUUCUCACCAGGCUUUCUCCGCUCCCGUCGCAGGCCCGACCCCGACCACGUUGUUUUGAGGCCAAGCCCACCGCUCCGGACUGAGCACAGUGGGCGGGCGUGGGCUGCCAGCAAGUCCCUGGCCUGCAGGCCUUCCUGUCAAUGCCACCGAAGUGUUUCGGGCUCUGAGGUCCUUAGCUUUCCCUAAGGUGGGAAAACGAUACAUUGUCCAGGGGCAACUUCUUCUUUUUCUUCUGCUCUGAGCAGCCGUUUGACCCUCUGGUGGACUGCGUUCCCCGUGCCCCGGCGCCAGCCGUGUUCCUGACCCCAGAGUCAGUCAUUGCCGCACGGGGCCUGGCAGGCUCCGGACCCAUUUCCUGUCGCGGCCUAAGGGAAGCUGUUUGCCGCCAGGCCCGGGUGGGGACGGCAGGCGGCUGAGGGGCCGGCGGGCGCGGGGCCGAGCCCGCUGUGGGGGGCGGGGACGGCGCUCCCGGGACAGCUCCGCGCCUUGGGGCGGGACAGACCCAGGCUGGGAGCAGCGGGGCGCGCGGGGCCCCCAAGAUGAGGCCGGCGCUCGCCCUGUGCCUCCUCUGGCAGACGUUCUGGCCCCGGCCCGGGGGGGCCGAGCACCCCACGGCCGACCGCGCGGGCUGCUCGGCCUCGGGGACCUGCUACAGCCUGCACCACGCUACCAUCAAGCGGCUGGCGGCCGAGGAGGCCUGUACCCUGCGCGGCGGCGCGCUCAGCACGGUGCGCGGGGGCGCCGAGCUCCGCGCGGUACUCGCGCUCCUGCGGGCAGGCCCGGGGCCCGGAGGGGGCUCCAAAGACCUUCUGUUCUGGGUGGCGCUGGAGCGCCGGCCAUCCGACUGCACCCUGGAGAACGAGCCGUUGCGGGGUUUCUCCUGGUUGUCCCCCGACGUCAGCGGGUCGGAAAGCGACACGCUGCCGUGGGUGAAGGAGCCCCAACGCUCCUGCACGUCUCGGAGUUGCGCGGGACUCCAGGCCACCGGGGGAGUUGAGCCCAGAGGCUGGAAGGAAAUGCGAUGCCGCCUGAGAGCCAACGGCUACCUGUGCAAGUACCAGUUUGAGAGCUUGUGCCCCGCGCCCCGCCCCGGGGCCGCCUCUAGCUUGAGCUACCGCGCUCCCUUCCAGCUGUACAGCGCGGCGCUGGACUUCAGUCCCCCCGGCACCAAGGUGAGUGCGCUGUGCCCGGGUCAGCUCCCCGUCACAGCCACGUGCCUCGCGGACGAGGUCGGCGCCCGCUGGGACGGGAUACCCUCCGCGGCCGCGCUCUGUCCCUGCGCCGGGAGGUAUCUCCGUGCUGGCAAAUGUGCAGAGCUCUCUAACUGCCUAGACGAAUUCGGAGGCUUUGCCUGCGAGUGUGCUGAGGGCUUCGUGCUGGGGAAUGACAGACGCUCUUGUGUAACUAAUGGGGAAGGACAGCCUACCCCUGGGGGAACCAAGGUGCCCGUCAGGCACCUGCCGGCCACUGCAGCCAGCCCCUUGCCGAAGAGAACACGGUCACCCAGGGUCCACGAGAAGCCAGGAGAAAUACCCCAUGUCCCGGCACAAGGCAGUUCAGCAACAUCUAUUCCCAAGAUUCCUCAGUGGGGAGCACAGAGCACAACAUCUACACUUCAAAUGUCCCCUCAAGCCAAGUCACAGGCCGCCAUCACCUCUUCAGCAAGCGUGAUCCCCAAGUUUAACUCCACGUCUCCCUCCACCAUUCCCCAGGCUUUCGAUUCCUCCUCCACCGUGGUCUUCAUCCUUGUGAGCAUAGCGGUAGUAGUGCUGGUGAUCUUGACCAUGACAGUACUGGGGCUUUUCAAACUCUGCCUCCACAAGAGCCCUUCCUCCCAGCCAAGAAAGGGGGUUUUGGCCCAUCGGGGUGUGGAGGGUGAAGCAGAGGCCCCUGCUUCUCACUCCAGUUCUGCACAUUGCACAGACAAUGGGAUGAAGGUCGGGGACUGUGGUCUGCGGGACAGAGCAGAGGGCACCUCAUUGACAGGGUCGUCUCUUGGUUCUAGCGAAACUUAAGGAAACGGGACACUGAGCACUUCUUGUGAGCAGUUUUUCAGUGUAAAGGGAAAAGAAAAGAGGAACUUGUUUGUGGACCUGAUGAUUCCUACAGAAAUCUCCCUUCCCCUAAAUUUCCACUGCUCCACUGAGGAGUUAAAUCUGAACCGGACACUCAUUCCCUGAAAGUGGAAGAGGGUGGAAGUGCCUUAGGGUACAUAGGACUGGGGGCCGGGAUCCUGCUGGGGAGAAGUAUUUUCUUACAUUUGUUCUGCGGGGUUGGGACAAGUGGUUGUACUUUUUAAGACACUGGAAACAAAUAGAAAACUACAAUUAAAAAAAAUUUAUUUUUUAUCUAAAUGGAAAGGCAACCUUUCAUGUACAUUGUUCGGGCUGGGAAUAUGUUGGUUUGAAAUUCAAAGGCAAAAAAACAAAAGGUUGUUGAUAACGCAGACUCAAAUAUCAUUGGUUUCCUGGAGGAGCGAUUAUACAGGGAGAAGAGCUGAGAGGCUGGUGGGAAUAGCAACAAGAGCGCAUCCUACAUUUAGACUGAAGGGUAAAUCUUCAAGUCCUUGUAAUAAGGAGUAGGUCUUUAAGAACUAGUAACUUUGUCCUUGGUUCUUUCAUACUUUGAAAGUCACUGCUACUUGUGUGCUCUGCUAUAAAUCCAAACUGUAUUGAUGCCAGAGUUGCUGCCUCCAGAAUCAAAUUAGAGUUGACCGCCAAUUCAAGUGUUAACUGUGUGUCCUUGCUCAAGGAAACAAAUGAUUUGUGUUUUCCUCUUCCAGUGUUUAUGCUCUCCAAUGUAACAACCUCCCCAAUCAAAUAACUCUCUUCUAAACAUCAGGAUGCUGAUCCUCACUUCCAAUUAUGGCAAUGUUAAAUUUCAAUUAAAACGUUAAUGCUAAGUAUUGAUUUGAAAUCUCCUGGGUGCAUUAAAGCAAAAGUAAGCUGGAUUUCCUCAAAAGUUGCUAGGUUCUUGUGCACUGUUGAAUCCAGGGAAAAAUUUGAAUUCCAUGCCAUUUCCUAAACCCCGCUAAUGAAAAUGUGUUCAGGGACCACACAUGCCCAUCUUGGAAUGAUUACAAUUUAACAAGAGUCUACAUGGACAAAGAUGUGGCAAACAGCUUUCCAUGGGAUUUAACAGUACAAGAAAUAAGUGGUGAAUAAAAAUAUCUAUCAUUUGUUGGACUUGGGGUAUCAGGAAGUAACCUAGAUGAAGAAGAAUUCCUCUAAAGACAAUUAAGAUGUAAUAAUAAUCAUCACUAUCUAGAAGAAUUGAGACCCCCAGAAAAAUCACACUUCUAUUAGUAUACUAAGACUUUAAAACUGUGUAGGGGUUGGUGCAUAGAAAGAGGUAGAGAAACAAACUGAGUAACCAGGAAGAAUGAAAAUGGUAGGUAAUUUACCCUGUAUUUUCAUAGAACCAUUUUGAUGUUCUUGAGUGUGCAAUGUAUAAUAUAUAUU